Molecule: messenger RNA, 1256 nt
Organism: Triticum dicoccoides
Lineage: Eukaryota; Viridiplantae; Streptophyta; Magnoliopsida; Poales; Poaceae
Product: probable 2-oxoglutarate-dependent dioxygenase At3g50210
Exons: 12
Coding region: 43-1029 (328 amino acids)
Source: RefSeq, a predicted model, not a curated record
CGCCGCCGCCGCCCGCCCGCCAGCAUCACCGGCAGCGUUAGCAUGGGUUCCGACUUCAAGGCCAUCCCGCUCGUCGACAUCAGCGCGCUCGUGGAGAAGGUCGACCAUCCGGGCAUGGCCGACGACGGGGACCUGCUGGACGUCAUCCGUGAGCUCGACCGCGCCUGCAAGGACGCCGGCUUCUUCUACGUGAAAGGCCACGGGACAGCGGAGUCGUUGAUGGCGGAGGUCAGGGACGUCACGCGCAGCUUCUUCCAGCUCCCGCUCGAGGAGAAACGCAAGAUCAGACUCACACCCCGGACUGGAUACAGAGGGUACCAGAGAGUGGGCCAAAACAUCACCAAGGGCAAGCUUGAUAUGCAUGAAGCAAUCGAUUGCUACGCGCAUAUCGAACCGGGCAAGUAUGGAGAUCUCGGCAAGCAUUUGGAAGGAGAUAAUUUGUGGCCCGAUUGCCCAUCAAAUUUUAAAGUACUCCUAGAUAACUAUGCAAGGCUUCUUCGAGAUCUUUCAAGGAAGAUCAUGCGAGGUAUAGCUUUGGCACUAGGUGCGCCGUCGGAUGCUUUUGAAGGCGGAACAGCGGGAGAUCCCUUCUGGUAUCUCAGGCUGAUUGGGUAUCCAGUCCCAGCUAGUAUUUCACAGGAGCAACGCACUAAUACUGGAUGUGGAGCUCACACGGAUUACGGCCUUUUGACACUGGUUAACCAAGAUGAUGACAUUUGUGGGCUUGAGGUCAGAAACCUGUCUGGUGAGUGGAUACAGGCGAAGCCAGUCCCUGGAACCUUUGUGUGCAACAUUGGUGACAUGCUAGAAGUUUGGUCUAAUGGAAUAUAUCAGCCCACGCUCCAUAGAGUUUUCAACAACUCCCUUCAUUACCGUGUAUCUGUUGCCUUCUUCUACGAGUCGAACUUCGAUGCUGUGGUCGAGCCUGCGGAGCUAUGCCGAGAGAAAACGGGUGGCGUUGCCAAGUACGACAAGGUGGUGUACGGGGAGCAUCUAGUCAAGAAAGUUCUGAACAACUUCGUGCUGUAACGUCCGAUGUACAGCUUACCGGUUGCAAAUCAUGAUUUUGAUGUCCCUUGUUCUCGUUACGCCGCGCGCCAUUGUAACUUUGUCCUGUCCGGCAUGCUUUGUUCUCAUUAUGAUUAUUAUCUUAUCAGGAAUUUGAUAUGCUUAUGAUAUAGAGAGAUCGGGAGUUGAAACUAUUUGCGGUUGUCUCACUUUGAUAUGGUGCAAUAAAUCAAUGAAAUGUUUCUGUC